This is a messenger RNA of Hemibagrus wyckioides, 2840 nucleotides long. RefSeq names its product EYA transcriptional coactivator and phosphatase 2 (gene eya2). Gene Ontology annotation, molecular function: protein tyrosine phosphatase activity. NCBI's taxonomy places the organism in Eukaryota, Metazoa, Chordata, Actinopteri, Siluriformes, Bagridae. Bases 494 to 1924 code for a protein of 476 amino acids. The record is from RefSeq and is a predicted model, not a curated record. Gene Ontology annotation, cellular component: nucleus. Gene Ontology annotation, biological process: positive regulation of DNA repair; negative regulation of extrinsic apoptotic signaling pathway in absence of ligand; multicellular organism development. The transcript is spliced from 16 exons.
CACAGGUCGCUCGUUUAUUUAGCAUAUUUCUUCACAGCGCUUCUGUCAGUGGCGCACACACUGCUCUUGUUUCAGCGCGGAGGAGGGACAAAGCUCACUCACUCGCUCUCUAAUCACUCAGACAACACACUCCGAGCCUCAUCUUUUAUUUACACAACGGUCAGUCGGCGAUAACGCCGUUUACUUUUAGCCUUUGUGGCGUAGAUAAUGUUUGGACCUGAGCUUUAGUUUGCCAUCCGGCUCACUACACACUGCCUGUCAGCGGUCCUGUCACGCGCACGGACCAUUUAUUUCACAAUUUUUGUAGUUGCAGCUGGAAUGGAGACGAUACUCUGAAGACUGAUUUCUUCACCUGAGUUGCUACAGAGAGGAUGGCAAGGAGCUGAGAGAAUAAGGGGGGAAAAGAGAAAAACGACUAGCCGCCCUUACUGACAGGGGCUUGAUAUAUCAGCUUUCACUUAUUACGGCAUUGCAGCUGUUUCAAGGAUAAGUGAUGGCUGCUUACGGACAGACACAGUACAGCCCUGCGAUCCAGCCUGCAGGCCCAUACACACACUACACACAUCACACCCAGGGCUACAGUGUGCCACCCUACAAUAUUAAAACAGAAGACGGCUUGAGUCAUUCGCCAGGACAAAGCAGUCUGCUUGGCUACACAUCCAACUUCAGCGGAACACCUCCUAGCCAAGCCCUUUACAGUUACUCCACACACGGUGGCAGUAUUUCAUCUGGAAUUUUCCAAGGAUCGAAUGCCAUCACAGGCUCAACGCCAUUUAGUCCUACACAGCAGGAUUUUACAGCAUAUUCCACUUAUGGCCAAAGCCAGUACUCACCAUACUAUAAUACACACUACAACAACCCCUACCUCACAAGCAGUAACAUCAGUCCAUCAACCAUUGGCACGGCAAUUCCCUAUCAGCAUCCAGAACAUCCUACUGUAACAACCAGUCACAGCCCAGAGUCCCAUCCAGGGGAGUAUCACGCGCCCCCUAGCCCUCCAACCCCAGGAAAGGAGCAGGAAGGAGGUCCAGCCAGACGCGGCUCGGAUGGAAAGCUGCGGGGAAGGAAGAGGGCCAAUGACCCCGCACCCCCACUGGACUCAGAAAUCGAGAGAGUGUUUAUUUGGGACCUGGAUGAAACCAUCAUCAUUUUCCACUCACUUCUCACCGGCUCUUUUUCCACACGCUUCGGCAAGGACUCAGCUAAAGCUGUGUCUCUGGGGCUGUGGAUGGAGGAGAUGAUCUUCAACUUGGCAGACUCACGACUCUUCUUCAAUGACCUGGAGGAAUGUGACCAAGUUCAUAUCGAUGAUGUGGCCUCAGAUGACAACGGACAGGACUUGAGCACAUAUAACUUUGGAACAGACGGCUUCCAGAGUCCAGCCGGAGGCAGUGCUCUGUGCUUAGGCUCAGGGGUCCAUGGCGGCGUCGACUGGAUGAGGAAACUGGCCUUCCGCUACCGGCGAGUAAAAGAGAUCUACAACACGUUCAAGAAUAAUGUAGGAGGUUUGCUGGGGAGUCCAAAGCGAGAGGAAUGGCUUCAGCUGAGGCGAGAAAUGGAGGUUUUGACUGAUCUGUGGCUUACGCAGGCUCUAAAGGCUCUAGCUCUUAUUAACUCCAGACCAAACUGUGUGAACGUGAUGGUCACCACCACUCAGCUGAUCCCAGCUCUUUCCAAAGUGCUGCUCUAUGGUUUGGGAGGAGCUUUUCCCAUCGAAAACAUUUACAGUGCCACCAAAACUGGUAAAGAGAGCUGUUUUGAGAGGGUGACUCAGAGGUUCGGGAGGCGAGCCGUGUAUGUGGUAAUCGGAGAUGGAGUAGAAGAGGAAACUGUGGCAAAGAAGAAAAACAUGCCAUUCUGGAGGGUAACAUGCAGAGCAGACCUGGAGGCACUGAGUCAUGCACUAGAGUUGGACUACCUCUAGAGGGCAGAAACUUGAACACAAAUCUCUCAUUUGAAUUGGUUAGCUGUAAUCACGUGGCCAAGCCAAGAACUGCAGGACCAAUCAGCCAGGAGUUACAAACAUACAGAAAACCUGUUUCUUCCGAAUCAGUUUAGAAAACACUUUUCUUUUCCCUUUUUACUUCUGUUUGUGACAGCAGUUUUAUACAAUGGCACAUUGCACUGGAGACAAUAAUAAUCAUUUUAAGACCAGAGUGCUUUAAAGGACCAAAAAAGUUUGUGCUUAUUGAUAUGAGACAACAUGACUUCAGGACAAAUUUUUAUGUAUCAUGUGCGACGCGAAAGGUAAGGUUUUGGAUUUAAAAAAAAAACAAAAUGUGCAAAUAUUUAUGUUUUCUAUGAAUUCACAAGCAGCUGCUGUUGUUUGUCGUAGAGGAGACUUCUUCAUAUCUCACUCAGAGACUUAUUCUGCAUCGACGCUUUAUGAGGAAAAAUGAUACGCUCUUUAUUUUUCCUCUAAGUACUAUUAAAAUAUCAACUUUUUUUUUUUUUUACAACUGUGAAAUACAAUAAAAUUCUUUUUAAACAAAUAAAGCACAAUUGGGGGAAUUAUCUGUAUGACUGAAAAUCAGUUGGGAAAUAUGUAGAUAUAACAGUUUUAAUUUGUAAGUUUUCCUGAUCAUUUCUAUCAAUAAUGCAAUAAUGUGUUGAUUAUGUUACUGAUUCAGAUACUGAUCCAAUCUUUUAGGUAAACCAACUUUUAGGUAAAAAGAAAAAUUAAAGAAAUGUUUAUGAAUCUGUGUGAUAGUCCACUCAAUUUAUUUCUUUCUCUAAAAUACUAUAUACUAUUUAAUAACACGUUUAAAAAAAAAAAAAAAAAAAAAAGCCAGUGCAAGAUAACAUUAUAACUAAUUCCAACAAUAGCCAAAGUACAAAGC